UUCCCUACCUUUCCAAAGCAUCCAAAGUUUCAUUCUUCUCCAAAAGUUUCUUCUUGAUUCAAUCUUUCGAGUAUUUCCUUCAAUCCAUCUUUCAAACUUUAGUUUUGCUAGCUGGGUGUACCACAUUUUGGCCAAAUUAGUAGCUGGGAUUUGUCCAGUUAUUCUUGAUAUAUAGUAACUUGGAAGUUAGGCUGCAAUGGGGGAUGAAAAUAAGGUGAACCAAGAAACAGGGAGAAUUUCAGUUGAGGGUGAGAAUAGGAGGAAAAAUAAUAAUAAUCUUCCUAAUUUUCUCUUAUCUGUUAGGCUCAAAUAUGUAAAACUCGGUUACCAUUAUUUAAUCUCCCAUGCUAUGUACCUGAUGUUAAUUCCUCUUCUAGGGGUUGUUUCAGUUCAUCUUUCGACCGUUACGGUUGAGGAUUUGGUCCUACUAUGGGAGCAGUUGAGAUUCAAUCUUGUAUCUGUGAUUUUGUGUUCUGCUCUCAUGGUGUUCCUAGGUACUCUCUACUUCAUGACUAGGCCUAGGAAAGUUUAUUUGGUUGAUUUUGCAUGUUACAAGCCAGGAACUGAAGUUAUGUGUCCUAAAGAACUUUUUAUGGAGAGAUCAAAACAAGCUGGGAAUUUCAGCGAAGAGAACUUGGCAUUUCAGAAGAAGAUUUUGGAGAGGUCUGGCUUAGGCGAGAAGACAUAUUUCCCUGAAGCUCUCUUGCAACUUCCAGCUAAUCCUUGCAUGGCUGAGGCUAGGAAGGAGGCUGAGAUGGUUAUGUUUGGUGCCAUUGAUCAACUAUUGGCUAAGACUGGAGUGAAGGCCAAGGAUAUUGGGAUUCUUGUGGUGAAUUGCAGUUUGUUUUGUCCAACACCAUCUCUUUCUGCCAUGAUUGUCAACCAUUACAAGCUUAGAGGCAAUAUUUUGAGCUAUAAUCUUGGAGGCAUGGGUUGCAGUGCUGGACUUAUCUCAAUAGACCUUGCCAAGCAACUUCUACAGGUUCAACCAAAUUCGUAUGCCCUGGUGGUGAGCAUGGAGAACAUUACCCUUAAUUGGUACUUUGGUAAUAACAGAUCAAUGCUGGUCUCAAAUUGCAUCUUUCGCAUGGGAGGAGCUGCAAUUUUGUUAUCAAACAAAUCGUCUGAUCGUAGGAGAUCCAAAUAUCAGCUAAUUCACACAGUUCGUACCCACAAGGGUGCUGAUGACAGAAGCUACGGUUGUGUGUUCCAAGAAGAGGAUGAAAACAAGAAAGUAGGAGUAGCAUUGUCCAAAGAUCUCAUGGCUGUAGCUGGAGAGGCCUUGAAAACAAACAUCACAACACUCGGGCCAUUAGUUCUUCCCAUGUCCGAACAGCUCCUGUUUUUUAUUACCCUAGUUGGGCGAAAAGUUUUUAACAUGAAAAUCAAGCCGUAUAUUCCAGAUUUCAAGCUUGCAUUCGACCAUUUUUGCAUUCAUGCUGGAGGAAGGGCUGUGUUGGAUGAGCUAGAGAAGAAUCUUGAUCUCAGUGAGUGGCAUAUGGAGCCUUCAAGAAUGACACUUUAUAGAUUUGGCAACACUUCUAGUAGCUCAUUGUGGUAUGAACUGGCUUAUACUGAAUCUAAGGGGAGGAUCAGAAGGGGAGAUAGGACAUGGCAGAUUGCAUUUGGCUCAGGAUUCAAAUGCAAUAGUGCUGUUUGGCGCGCAUUGAGGACCAUUGAUCCAGCCAAAGAGAAGAAUCCUUGGAUGGAUGAAAUUAAUGAAUUUCCUGUACAUGUGCCUAGAGUAGCUACCAUUGCCUCUUGAAUCUAAACAUUUUUCAUUCUUUUGUGGGAAAAAAAAAAUCAUUGUAACGUCUUUUUUACUACUACGAUUUAGAAGGAGAGAUUGGUGUUUGGUAUUCAAUGUAGAGCUCAUAUUUCUCAAAAAAAAAAAAAAAAUGUAGAGGUCAUAAGAAAGGCAACUACUGUCCUAUGUGUUGUUCACAUCAAACAUAAGAUGGCUGAAAUUAAUAUUUGUCCUA
Messenger RNA from Coffea arabica (coffee), 1982 nucleotides. Its product is annotated as 3-ketoacyl-CoA synthase 11. Gene Ontology annotation, cellular component: membrane. Gene Ontology annotation, biological process: fatty acid biosynthetic process. Lineage: Eukaryota; Viridiplantae; Streptophyta; Magnoliopsida; Gentianales; Rubiaceae. The record is from RefSeq and is a predicted model, not a curated record. Gene Ontology annotation, molecular function: acyltransferase activity, transferring groups other than amino-acyl groups.